UCACACACACAUACACACACACAGACGCACACACACACACUUACUCACUCACCCUCAGACAGGAAAGAUUCUCCUUCAAACCAGACAGCACUUUGCUGCUCUCUCUCUCUCUGGCUCUUUCCCUCCGUUAGCAGGUGUUAGACAGAAACUCAUAAAAAAGACUCGAGGAGAGGAGGAAAAGAGUGUGAGGAAAACAGAGCGAAAAAUGAGAUAGAAUCUGAAUCAAGAGUGGUCAGAGAAAAACAGAGAGAGAGAGAGAAUGAGAGGGGAAAUAUGAGUGAAAGAGAGGCAAGCUGGAAGAGGGAUCUGCAUUUUAAGUAGCUAGAGACAGACAGCGAUUGUUUUUUUAUGUUUUAUGCCUUUUUUUCUCUCCUCCACUCCUCCUCCUCCUGCUCCUGCUCCUUGUCUGAGGCUGAACAGAGGGGAUCAGAAGAAAAGGAGCUGGGACUCGGACGGAUAAUCUCACCCAGUUUCCCUGCCCAAGCGUCCCGCCUGCGGAAGGCAGCAGCAGCGGCGGCGUCUGAAGAGGAACAGAAAGAGAGGGAGCGAGGGAAAGAGAGAGCGAGAGAGAAAACCAGGAGGAACACAAGGCAGUCAUGGAUACCAUAGUGCCUCAGCCAGACACUUGGAUGGCCCGGAUUUGCACAUUGUCGUUGGCUUCUGUCCAGCCCAGCAGCUACUGAUACCAAUGAGCUCCCAUGCAGUGUCUCAGCCAUGCACCCUGGGUAUGGAUUCUCCCCUCUGCCUGACUUCCAGCCUCACCUCCACGCCUUCCACUGCCGCCGAGAGGGCCCCGACAUGUGGAUCCCGGGCUCAGGCGAGCCCCAGGCUUUGAGCGAGCCCCGGGAGGGAAGGCCCCUGAUCCGGCAGCGCCACCAACACCAACACCACCAGCAGCAGCACCACCACCACCAGCACAUCGCCGUGUGCCAGCAGGAGACUCUGGCCUUCAUCGACUUGCCCCCGGCCGACACCAAUGGCUACUUGGCCUCGCUGGACGCGCCGUCGCGCUUGGUUGCCUGCCCCAGGCCGCCGAACAGAGACUCAAAGGGCUCGGCCGCAGCAGGCCUGUGCCGCAAGAGCAGCAGCAGCAGCAGCAGUGGCGAUGCCGCCACGGACACGGAGCCCAACCACGAGGGCUCGGACUCUGGCCUGGACGUUCGAAACAGCCACGCAGAAACGCUUCACGCCGACAAGUCGGACGCGGAGAGCCCCGUGCUGGGAAUCCUGCGGGCCCCCAAGACACUGUUCCUGCCCCUCAACCCCUACCCUGGCGCUGGGGACGUGUUCGAUCCCCAGCAGCCUGGCUCUCCGUCCUCUCCCGCGGGCUCGGAGGGGCAGGACCAGUGGCGCCCCCACAGACGCUUGUCUCCGAGCUCCGUGAAGGAGAAGUCCAUCCGGCGUAAGAUGCGCGUGUACUCCAGGGACAGCCUGAGCGACGAGUCUCUGAGCAGCCCAGGGCUGGAGUGCGACUACCUCUUCCCCGGCUCCUUCGAGUCCUUCCUGGAGGAGGAGCUGGGCACAGUCGGGUCCACCCUCUCCCGCCCACUCUCAGGCCUCUCCUCCACCGAUGUGUCCAGUGGCGCCCCCACGCCCCCGCCACUCUCCUUGGCCGCCUCCUCGUCGCAUCUCCCUGAGGUGGACACCGUCCAGAGGGAGGCCUCCAUGGAGUCCGUGCUGACCCCUGGAUCAGGAGGAGGAGGAGGGUCACUCCUGUUUCACCCUCGCACUCAGACUUCGGUCGUGGCGGACCCCGAGCGCAGGCGCUUCUCGGCCUCGGAGCUCAUCUCCCGGCUCCAGCUGUCCCAGAGGAAGAACUCCUUCACGCUGAAGCUGGGCAAGUCGCUGUCCGCCCGCGUGGCCUCGCGGGACCGCCAGCCCGCUGGCUACCUCAGCGCUGACUAUAGACCCAGCUCCAAGCAGCGCUCGUCUGGGGGGUCCACAGACAGCGCGCCCCACAGCCCAGUGGGCUCUACUCCCACACUGCCCUCUGCUGACUGGAACCCGCCACUGCAGCGCCGCAGUGGCAAGCACAGCAUGAGGAAAGACUCCAUCGAGGAAGAUGGCGAUCCCCAUGCUAACAUGCGCAGCACCCACCGCUUGUCUCGCUUCAUGCCAAGCUCCAUCCUGUACCAGGAGUACAGUGAUGUGGCCAUCAAUCGGGAGAUCCAGCGACAGCAAGGGGCGGAGCCUGGCACUGAGGAGUACCGCACGGGAGACACUCCGUCUCCUAGCAACCUGUCCCCAUCCAGCUCCUUCCGCUCGUCCCGGGGCUCGGCGUUCUCACUGUGGCAGGACAUUCCGGACGUGCGCACCAGCGACCAGCUGGACAACUUCAGCAACGAGGAACGCAAACUGCAAGAGGCCAAGUUUGAACUGGUGACGUCCGAGGCGUCGUACAUCCGUAGUCUGACCAUAGUGGUGGACCAUUUCAUGAUGUCCCAGGAGCUGGCUGAGUGUCUGGGAGUGCAGGACAGGCAAUGGCUCUUCUCCAAACUCCCUGAAGUCAAGGACGUCAGCGAGAGGUUCCUGCAUGAUCUAGAACAGAGGUUAGAAGGGGACAUUCUACGCUUUGAUGUAUGCGACAUCGUCCUGGAUCACUGUCCAGCCCUGCGCAAGGUCUACCUCCCCUAUGUCACCAACCAGGCCUACCAAGAGCAGACCUAUCAGCGGUUACUGCAAGAGAACCCGCGGUUCCCUGGUAUCCUGGCCCGCCUGGAAGAGGACCCCAUCUGCCAGCGGCUCCCUCUCACUUCCUUCCUCAUCCUGCCCUUUCAGCGGAUCACCCGGCUCAAAAUGCUGGUGGAGAACAUUCUGAAGAGGACAACGCCUGGCUCGCGAGAUGAGGACACAGCCAUGAAGGCCUUUAACGAGUUGAAAAAGCUCAUAAAGGAAUGCAACUCCAGUGUGCAGUCAAUGAAGAGGAUGGAGGAACUUAUUCAUCUCAAUAAGAAGAUUCACUUUGAGGGCAAGAUCUUUCCCUUGAUCUCUCAGUCUCGCUGGCUGGUAAAGCAUGGUGAACUGCUGGAGGUGGACACGCAGACCAUGAGUAUAUCCGGGUCAAAGUUCAAGCUGCCCACCCGGCCCGUUUACCUGCACCUGUUCAACGACUGCCUUCUGCUCUCCCGGAAGAAGGACACUUGGAAGUUCAUGGUGUUUGUCCAUGCGAAAAUCGCAGAGUUGCGAGUGAAGGAUCUGAGUCAGAAACUGCAGGGCAUCACCGGCUUCCUCUUCUAUCUGCAGCUGUACGACGGUCAGCAGCUCAAACACCAGAUCCUGCUCAAGUCCCACACUGAGAGCAAUAAACAGAGAUGGAUCUCUGCCAUGGUUCCUUCUGAAGCAAAGACCUCCCUCGAACAGGCCAUUGAGAAUGAUGAUAUUUCUCAGGUUCAGUGUAUAAAGAGUUACCAGGCUCAAGAACACGAUGAGUUAACACUGGAGAAGGCUGACAUCCUUCAAGCCAAGACCAUUACAAGUGAUGGCUGGGUGGAGGGAAUAAGACUGUCUGACGGUGAGCGGGGCUGGUUCCCCAAGAGCUACGUGGAGGAGAUCACAAAUCGCAGCGCUCGCUUGCGCAACUUGCGAGAGAACAUUCGCAUCAAGUGUGUCACCCAGAAACUGGAGGAGGAAAUCCUGUGAGAAGGAUCCCCAUUGACACCCUCAACCUCAUCCUCCACAGCCUUGCCAAUGACUAGCUGCUCUCUCACACACACGCACACACACAGAUAAACACACACACACACUCUCUCUCUCACACUCACAAACCAAGACAAGCUAAUUAGGUCUUCAUAUAAAGGCUCAUCCUUUGCAAUAAGAGCUCAUAUUCAACAAGAUAGAGUCACAACAUGAAGUCCACUCAGUGAGGAAACUUAGUGGGAGCAAUGAUUUCCUGCAUCAGCUCGAGCAAAACCAUGGAAACCACUCUUUUUGCAUGCGGUGCAGUAGGACUAUUAAAUAUCUUGCUGUUGCUGUCGCUUAGGUAGGUGUACACCUUGGGGGGCAGACACUGGAGCUAAGAAUCUUUGCCUAUCCAGGUUACCUGACAUCAGCUUGGUAAUCAUAUUACUCUGGUAUGAGACGGGGAAGACAUUCAUGUCCUACAAUUGCUUUGAUUUUCUGUUAUUAUGUAAAAAAAAUCUAAUCAUUAAGGACUCAUUUAAUGUGUAGCUUUAGGGAAAUGUGGUACGCAGAAGAACACACUGUAUUUCUGCAGCUGUUGCAUGGAUCUUUGGCCUUGGUGCUUUUGUUUUUCUGCCAUGCCUGUCCCCACUACUUAAAACACAGGCUGUGUUGUUCAUCUUGCAUGGCUGUUGCAUCUCAAGCAAAAGAGAUUUCAUGACACACCUCUAGUACAAAAGAACCUGAUCAAGAUGGAUCUAAUGUAGAGAAAUGUGUAUGACACUGAGGCUGAAACCACCUGAUCAGUCCAUGAAAUGACCACUCCUAGGAUGCUUUAAGAAGUCAUACAAUGGUAUAGUCUACUCAGAGAUACACUAAGGUAAAUGCCUAUAUUCUGCAUAGUGUCAAGUUUUGUUGAAGAAAAGACAUUCCAAUGGCACGUUUUUCUUUUUACAACACGUUAUUGUUAAUUUAACAUGUUGCUUUUGCACCAUGGAUAUUUGUAAAUGUUCCCACAGAUGCUUUUCAUCAUUUGAGAUGAGUUCCUUUAAAGUCUGUAGAUGUACUUACAUAAUAGAUAUAGCGAUUAAGUUGCAGGUCAAAUUAUACCCAUUAUUUAUGAAUAAAGAAAGUUUCAACCAUGCCAAGCUGAUAUUUUUGUAAUUUUGACAAGGGAGUCAAGCACUAAAUGAUCAAAUGCUGAAUGUGUUCCAUUAUUAACUAACGAUGACAUGAAUUCUACAUGCUCAGCUGUGUCCAUGUAUCAAUAGCACAUACAAACUUUGCAAUAAAUGCAGAUACAAUAAA
Molecule: messenger RNA, 4926 nt
Organism: Alosa alosa (allis shad)
Lineage: Eukaryota; Metazoa; Chordata; Actinopteri; Clupeiformes; Clupeidae
Gene: arhgef19
Product: Rho guanine nucleotide exchange factor (GEF) 19
Exons: 16
Coding region: 715-3639 (974 amino acids)
Biological process (GO): regulation of actin cytoskeleton organization; activation of GTPase activity
Molecular function (GO): protein binding; guanyl-nucleotide exchange factor activity
Source: RefSeq, a predicted model, not a curated record